AUGUCCAAGUCCCUUGUCUUUAUCACCGGUGCUACCGGGUUCAUUGGCGCCCAUGUUGUGGCCGUGACCCUGCAAGCCGGAUACCGCGUUCGACUGAGCAUCCGCAAACCGGAGCAAGAAGCCGUCAUCAGAAAGCGUUAUGCCGAGUAUAAUAACGACAUUGAGAUAUUUCUUAUUCCAGAUCUAUCCAAUGUCGAUGCUUUGAGAUCCGCGCUCAAUGGCGUUGACUAUGUCUUCCACAUUGCCUCUCCCAUGCCAGGAAGUGGUACGGAUUUACAACGCGACUAUAUCGACCCAGCCGUCCAGGCAACUAUUUCAAUGCUCAAGGCCGCAUUGGCACAUAAGCAGAUCCAGAAAGUCGUCAUUGUCUCCUCUGCGCUGUCGUUGACUCCCGUGGAUGCACUGAUUGCGAAGACAGUGGUCGCGAAAGAGAACACUGGCGAGGUCAUUCCCGUCGAUCUCAACAUGACCUUCCCCGAAGGCUUUGGAGGUCACGGACUGAUGUACGCCGCAUCCAAGAUCAAGGCUCACCAGGCUACCCGAGACUUCCUCAAAGAAGUAAACCCCCACUACAAAGUCUUAACUUUGCACCCUGUCUUCGUCCUCGGUGACGACAUGAUUCAGGAAACUGCCGAUGGCCUUGCGGGUAUGAACAAGUUCUUCUACAACUCCUUCCUCAGCGAAAAGCCUCUCAUCGGAAAUGUAUGGGUUCAUGUUCGCGAUGUGGCGGAUGCGCACGUGAAGGCUUUGCAAGCCGACGCCAAAAGUGGCACGGAAUUCAUUCUUUCGCAUCCCGCGGCUUCUUGGGCAGAGACGGCGGAGUUUGUUAGGGAGAAGUAUCCCGCGCUGCCUGUUAAGCUGCAGCCUCCCUUUGACGUGACUUGGGACGUUGAGAAUGCUGCUGCUGAGAAGAUCCUUGGAAUGAAGUGGCGCUCAACUGAAAAGAUCACUAGUGAUGUUAUCGAUCAGCAAUUGUCUUACUAG
This is a messenger RNA of Penicillium pulvis, 984 nucleotides long. RefSeq names its product dihydroflavonal-4-reductase. NCBI's taxonomy places the organism in Eukaryota, Fungi, Ascomycota, Eurotiomycetes, Eurotiales, Aspergillaceae. The transcript has 2 exons. Bases 1 to 984 code for a protein of 327 amino acids. The record is from RefSeq and is a predicted model, not a curated record. Gene Ontology annotation, molecular function: oxidoreductase activity, acting on the CH-OH group of donors, NAD or NADP as acceptor.